UAUUUGCAGGUUUCAAAUCAUUCGCUACACACAAUUCUUCAUCGGCGGCGCGUUUAGGUCUCUCCGGCGAAAAUCAAAUCAACCAAAGCAAUAAGCCAUGGGACACUCUAACGUCUGGAACUCUCACCCCAAGACCUAUGGUCCUGGUUCUCGCACUUGCCGUGUGUGCGGUAAUUCACAUGGAUUGAUCAGGAAGUAUGGCCUUAUGUGCUGCAGGCAAUGCUUCCACAGCAAUGCCAAGGAAAUUGGUUUCAUUAAGUACCGCUGAAGAGCUAUUGUAUCUGCCGAACCAAUGUUAGGUUUUGGCAUUAGAAUGUUGUGAUGUGAGGUGGUUUUGUUUGAAGUAACUUUAUUUAGACGAAAUGUUUGAAGAAACUUGACAAUUGUUUUUUGCAUCUAGUUUAUUUAUCAGACCUUAUGUUGUUGAAUCAAGAUUGAGAAUCCUUUUAUAUAUAUUGCUUUUUACUUCUGA
This is a messenger RNA of Trifolium pratense (red clover), 472 nucleotides long. Its product is annotated as 40S ribosomal protein S29. The record is from RefSeq and is a predicted model, not a curated record. Gene Ontology annotation, molecular function: structural constituent of ribosome; zinc ion binding. Gene Ontology annotation, biological process: translation. Lineage: Eukaryota; Viridiplantae; Streptophyta; Magnoliopsida; Fabales; Fabaceae. The transcript is spliced from 3 exons. Gene Ontology annotation, cellular component: cytosolic small ribosomal subunit; ribosome. Bases 98 to 268 code for a protein of 56 amino acids.